UGUCAUGGAGAGAGCUUGCCUGCACUUGUGAAUGUGCUCCUACAGCCCUGCCGCCCAGACCCACCCUGCUGGGGAUUCAAGGAGUUAGCCAGCUCCUGGCCUUUGCAGAAAGACGCACGUGCCCACGAGCUCCGGGAUCCUGCUGCCGCCUCAGUCUGCAUUUCUCGUGCAGACGCUGCUGGGGAAGGUCGGUCGAACUGAAUGACGAAAGGAAGGAGCGGGGGCGGGGGGCGAGAGAAGGAGAAGGAGGCUCCGCGCAGGCACAGAAAGCAGGUAGCGUCCGUCUUCCUUCGGCAGUUCGCUGGGCAUCGCCAUCGCCUCCGAAUGCUGCCAUGAGUCGGAGCUGGGGCCGGGCCGGUGCGGCAGCGCUGGCUGACCCCGGGGCCGGCUGGAUGAGGGGCCCCGGCCGGGGCGGCUAGGGGGGGCCGGCCCCGCCCGGCCAUGGGCUGCCUGCAGAGCGUGGCGUGCAAGGCGCGGGUGCGCAGGGAAAACAUCGUCGUGUACGACGUGUCGGCCUCCAUUGAACCGGGCGCCACUGCCAUCGAGGAGACAUCGCCCAUCGUGCUGCGCUACCGCACGCCCUACUUCCGUGCCGCCGCCCGCGUCCUUAUGCCGCCCAUCCCGCGCCACCAUACCUGGGUGGUCGGCUGGAUCCAGGCCUGCAACCACAUGGAGUUCUACAACACCUACAGCGACCUGGGCAUGUCAAGCUGGGAACUUCCAGAUUUGAGAGAAGGGCGUGUAAAAGCCAUCAGUGACUCUGAUGGAGUGAGCUACCCAUGGUAUGGGAACACCACAGAAACAGUGACCUUGAUUGGCCCCACCAACAAGGUCUCCAGGUUUUCAGUCAGUAUGAAUGAUAAUUUCUACCCCAGUGUGACAUGGGCUGUCCCCGUGAGUGACAGCAAUGUGCCACUGCUAACCAGGAUCAAACGGGAUCAAAGCUUUACUACAUGGCUCGUAGCCAUGAAUAUAACUACAAAAGAAAAAAUUAUCCUACAGACAAUAAAAUGGAGAAUGAGAGUAGACAUUGAAGUUGAUCCAAUGCAGCUUUUGGGCAAGCGAGCUCGGUUGGUGGGGAGGACUCAACAGGAGCAGCCCAAAAUUCUGAGUAGAAUGGAACCCAUCCCACCAAAUGCACUAGUGAAACCCAAUGCCAAUGAUGCCCAGGUCCUCAUGUGGAGGCCUAAGCGAGGCCCGCCUUUGGUGGUGAUACCACCCAAAUAGAGGAUGACCUUUACUGUACAAAUGAGGGCUUUUGCCACCAGUGGUGUGGAUAUCUGAGCCAAAGAAGACCUCUCAAGUUCACCUGCCUUUUGUAACUGCAAGUGGGAAGAGGGCUUCUUCAAGAUAAUAUAACAUGGCGAUGGCCAACACUGUGCCACAGGAGAAUAGCUGGGCCUCUGACUUUGGAAGAAGAGUCUGUACAAGUCCACACUUCAACGGUAUUCUCAUAGGAAAACAGGCUUAUUUUAUUGGUGAAACACAAGGAUCAAAAGAGUGAUUUCCAGUGCCUAUGGCUAAUGCUGCUUCCCAGCCAAUUAGAUGUAGUUACGGAGGCCGUUUUUACCAGACAUUCAUGGGCUUCCAGUAUGUUGCCUAGUCUCUGACCUCAUGGGAUAGGACAGGAUGGGAUGGCAUAUUACCAUAACAUUAUACCUAUGCAUUUUUGAUUGAUAAUCAAAAUUAUCACCCUAUUCAUUGGAAUGAAGAGAAUGUUUACAAAGAGGAAAAACUACUUGUGCCAUCUACAGCUUUGCUUUUGUAGAAAGAGUGGCUGUCUCUACAGGAGCUAUCCAUGGUGCUGAACUGAAGCACAACUUGAACUACCAAUAAUCUCAUCUACCAUCCCUGAAGAUAAUUUAUUGGAACUAAUGGAGUUAAGACUUCUUGCAUGUUUCUCAGUGUGUUUCAAGUAGUUGUAAAUGUAGGAACUCUGCCAUAGUUUCCAAUGCUCGGUGAAAUCCAAGGUAAAUGAACUAGCUACACCCGAGUAUUUAAAAUACACUAUUGUUUCCAAACAUCCCCAACUCUGCUUUUUAUAUGAGCAGAAUUAAUCUAUAGUCCAAAAGGUGGUCUGCAUACAGUAUGUUUUUCCAGCUAAGGGCAAAGGGAUCAUUAGUUGUAUUUAGCAUGGGAGGGAGACUCGCAAUUUUAUAGAUAGUUUUGGCACCAUGAUGCUCAUUAUCAAUGCUGAAAAAAAACAUUUCUAAUCACCUUGGUAGAGGUUGGAGGAUCCAGAUUGCCAUUAAACAUGGGAAUGGGAAACACUUCAUUAGAAUCCCGGCACAUCUCCAACCCCUCCCAGGCUGUGACAUCAUUACUCAUUAAUGGGGAAAGGAGGACACACAGAGAGGUGGUGUAGCUGUACAGCCCUUGUAGAGCAAGAAUAUUGCCUUGUUAAGUGGAAAGUCAGAGCUGUCCAUAAUAAUCUUAACCGGGCUAGAUGCCACCCAUGUUCCAGAGGAGAAGUUUCCUGAUCUCCACCCCACCCCAUUUUGCAUGUAGCCAAAAUAAUAUUUUUAGACCUCACUAUAUAAUUGAGGAGGAAUACAUGAACUUUUGUUGGGCAAUGAAAAUUGGCAUAUAAUGGGAAUUUACUUUCUCAUGUUCUUGAGCACUUGUAGUCAGAGCUACAAAUUGGUCUUGCUUCUGUUUGUUAUGGUAAUAAUGCUAUGAUAGAAAAUGAAAGAGAUUGUGUGGAUGUUAGCUCAUGAAAUCUCCAGCAACUAGUUUCAGUUUUCUUUUUCUACACUGUUGUUUACCUCCAAGCAAUAAAUUUUAUAGGAAGCUUGGAAGAGAACAGUAAUGCAGAUUAUGUUCAAGUUCUGGGUUUGUUUGUUUUUUGGUCCUCCACCAGUGUGAAUGGAAUUUUAGCAGCCCUGUGAGCAAAGGUGUUGUAGAAAAUUCUGCAGAGGGUAGAAAAGACUGCCAUCAGUUGCAGAAUGACAUGAGGGACAUAAUGUUUUGGAUAGAAGCUGCUGUAUGAAUUCAUAGAUUAGAGCUGCAGAGUAGAUGGAAGCUCGUGGUGCUACUUGCCACGUUCAGGAACUGUUAGUUGUGCAAUCCAUACUGGCAGAGCAUAUGUGGCAUCCUACUAUGCCCAUAAGAAUUCUAUAAGUAGUUAACUAGUAAUACUUACUAUUGUCAUUCUUGAGUUAGCAAAGAAAACAUCCAAAGAGAGUGAUGCACUUUCCAGUGAGGAAAGUGUUCUAAUAUCAGUCAUUUCUUUAAUUACUGUUCUCCAACGUCCGCCAUUCUCUUGGCAGUGAAAAUUCUCUGCUGCAAAUUCUCUGGAAUUCAGUCUUCUGAAAGGAAAAUAACUUUGCAAUCUCCCCACAAGUACCUUUCUGCCUUUGGAGUUGUUUCUUGGUUGUCAUGGCAGAAGGUUUAAACAGCAAGUCCUCAUUAUAGCAUUAGCACUCACUUCUGGGCUUCAUCUUGUUACUGCACUUCCCUUUUUUACAGUCCACUGCAGAACAUGCUCUCUCUUAGCUGACAUAGAUUAUUGCCAUUGCCACAUGUGUGAGAGCGUCCAAGCAUCCGAGAUAUCAAUAGGGAUAUGUUCAAAAUGCAAUUUGGCAUCUGAAUCGCAGCACAAUCCCUUUUUAACUGAGGGCUUCCACAGCUCCUUCAACACAGAGGAAAGUAGGUCUAUCCCUGCUCUACCUCCGCUCAUUGCCAUUACCGUACUCAUGGCGCUGUCCCCCAGCUGCCAGCACACAAAUGACCACCGUGCAUGUACGGAGGCAAUUUGCAUGCUGGCGCUGUGCAGGGGAAACUAGGGGAGAGUGCUGCCAGCACAAGCAGAUAGCUGGGAGGGAAUGCCAUGAAUAUGAUAAUGGCGGAGAGCAGAGGAGGUGCUCUCCUUUGUGUUAAAGGGGCUGUAGAAGCCCUCAGUUUUAAAGGGAUUGUGCUGUGACUCGGACGCCGAAUAUUGUUUCAAGCACAUCCCUACUCUGCAGUGAUGUGGGUGAUUCUGCAACACCUUCAUUACACUGUAGGACACAUAAGCCACUAAGUAUUACUAUUGACUGACAUCCUGAGAAAAUUACUUAAUAAAAGUGCCAUUGAAAUUCAUAGCACAAGUUUGUCAUGACUAACAUGUCCUAUUAAUUCCAAUAGGACUUCUAUUGAGUAAUUUAGUCAGGAUAUCAGCAAUUAAAUUUGAGGUCUGCAGGGACAUACAUACACUGAUUCAGUAUUAUGCCUAUACCAAUCAGGCCAGCCUUUUUGGUUUUCUUUGAAUUUUCUUUUGAAAACACAGCAACGCUACUUGACUUCCAUAGGAGACUUGAGAACUGGCCACUUACACAUCACUGGUUUGUCAGGACUAUGUUGUCCUAAUGUGCAGUGUGGUGAAUUUUGCUCCAACGAUAUUUUGACUGUAUAUUUUACCUUCAAGACUCCUGAAAAAAUUGGGAUUGUCUUGGAGGAUGAGGGACAUCACAGCCUGUGCCUUCAAAAUAUCAUUUAAGCUAUUCUUAACACAACGUUUUUGAGAUCUUUUCUUACUGGGCCACAUCCACAAUGGUACUCUUAAAGCCAUUCUUUCUUUUCCUUUCUCCCCACAGGGAGAGGGAGACAAGGAAAAUGGCUUGAUAUCACCUACCACUUUAUUGGUGGAUUUCUUAACUGUUUACGCUUGAAUGGUGUUGAACAUUGGAACCUAGACCAAAGUCUUCAUGCCUAGUUUGCCCACAUUCCAAAGACUGUGCCUUUUACUUGGCCCUAGCUGGGAUUAAUGGCUGUUUUCCACUACCUUGGCAAACCACUGGCUAAUUUAGGAGCCCUACUGCUCUUGAAAACUGGCACAAACUCUUCCUUGGAAUGUUCUGCAUAACAAUUAUAGUAAUUGCAAAAUAGCCUCUUAAGAGAUUGAUGGGGAAGUUUCCCUAUUUUCUGCAAGGAAAAUAGGGGAACUUCUUAAAGAAAGAAAAAAUGAAUCGUUCUAUUGAAAAUUCUCAUAGGGUAUUUUACUGGUAAAAUAUUGUAGCCACUCAUCUGAAAUAAGUGGUCAUAAAUGUAGGUUAAAAUAAUUGAAUCAAUUUAUGAAAAGAGGAAAAUAAGUCAAUUUUGAACUAGGAUGGUUCAAAAUGUGCAAGCAUGGAACUUCUCCCACUCCAAUGUACUCGUUAACAUUGGUAUUUGAACAUCUUAGCCUAAAGUUGACAGGCCCCUUUAACAGGAAGCAUCAAAACUGAGAAACGUAUAGAAACUGAGUUGAAUGGUGGUAUACAAGCAUCUAGGUUCCACUUUCUAAGUAUAAUGUUGAUAAAGUCCAUUUGGUUGUGUGGUGUUUAACAACCUGAAAAGCGUGGCUACUUCCUGAUUAUUAGUCCCCUCUUAAAAAAACAAGCAGUAUCAUCUGCUGCCAUAAAGCCUACAGUAUGUGGGAAAGGCAAAGCUGUCCCCAUUGCAGAUUCUCCACAGAGCUAGACAACCAGUCUCCAGGCCAGUAUUACAAACUAGCAGACAUGUCUUCAUGGCAGCAGAAUACAGAUCUGGCUGAGGACUGGAGCUGACAUGCCCCUUUACGUGAGACUUGGGAGCAUUUAUGGAAAGGUUUGAGCCCAAAUCCGAACAGAAUGACAAAACAUGCUUGUAUAUAUUGGGCAUUACUGAUAUCCAUUUCUGCUGCCACUUUCACUUCAGUUAAAGCUACUGUAAUGUUUAAUUUAAAUUUAUUUUGUGCAUUUAAUUUAAAUAUCUUUUAAAAAGCAUUAUUUAAAUGCACUUUUUAAAAAUCCUCCAUGUUGCUCAAGUGGAGUUUAAUCAGGAGUAGUGAUUAGGAAUGUCCUCUUGUGUUCAUUGCAUGGUCUUGUUGCUGUUUGGUAUGAGGGAGCACCCUGAUAUUCUGCAAGUAUAUGAUCAAGUACAGUAUAAGGACUCAUUGGUCAGGACAAGCCAAAGAAGAAUGAGCCCAAGGUAUUCAAGUAUGUUGCAGGGAAGAACCUUGUGGAUAUGAAAUGUAGCUCUUAAGAUCCAACAGGCCCAUCAGUAGUUUUGAAUCUGUGUACACUAUACUGUAUGUCUGUGAAGGAGUGUGCUUGCACAGGUAUUCUUGAGAGCAAUCCACUGGCCCAUGUCAUUGUGGUCCCCCAGUCUACACCAGACCCUCCAUCCCGUGAAAACCAUGAUUGAAUAUCCUGCUCGCUGAACUGGGUGGUUUCCCCCAUGUCAUUAUUGAUGUGAAAUCAAUCAUAAAGCAGCCUAUAUUAUAAUGUGCUUGAUAAUAUUGAUGAAACCUAAGACAGUUACUGGCUCAGUUGCCUGCCCGUUACAAGUGCUAGAAAAUCAGAAAGGCCUCUGUCUGUCACUGAGUGAGCUGAUUCUGAGCAGAGUGGGUGAAAGAUCCUAGGAAAGAGUUAAAAGAAGCAGAGGCCUAGGAAAGCAAGCUUGGAUGAAUGAGAAGGCAAGAGGCAGGAGCCUGGGAAGGGAAGGAAACCCACAAGAAGAGAGAAGUAAGAUAAGGCCAGCAGUUGUAGGGUUGAAGAGAGCUGAAAUCGACAUACUGCUUUGAAAUAAUGAGACACAUCUUUGGCUGCAGGCCUUCGGUAUCUUGUACUGGAUGAAUGGCUGCUAGUGUAAAGACUAUGCAACCUUUUUAAUUAAAUGGUGCCUCAUCAUAUUCUCAGUUGUGCAAAGGGCAUUCCAUUCUCUCAGAUAGAGCUGCUGAGGUUUCUGUCUUGAUUAAAUUAUUCUUGCAUUAAAGGUGAAGGGCACUUUUUGCAUUCUUGAUGGCUGCCGCCAAACCAGGCCCUAAAUAUCUUUUGGAAAGCACCAUUAAAACCUUUUUUAAGAAUUGGUUUUGGUGGCUGUAGCUAGACUGAAAGGAAAUAAGGAGCUUAGUGCAAUUCAUAUCAGUCUGAUUUUAAUCCUUCCUUGCUUAAACUUGAAUAUAAUGAUUUGUAGUUUUGAGAGGGGUUUAAAAAAAAAAUUAGGCCACUAUCUGCCAUCUAUCUCGAGACACCAAAAGUAUAACUGAGAAUGGACUUCUUUUCUAUUCUGCCUGAUGAGUGUGCAGCUCAUUCAGUAGCAGAAAUUGGCCCAAAACUGAUUUACCCGUUUUAACUCUCUUCUCUGAAGCUAGAGAAACUAAUGCCCCUAGAAAGUUCUGCUUCUCAGUGUUUUUCAGGCUCCUUCUGACUUGCAUGUUUUCUUGGCUCCCACUUUGUUUGUGACCUGAUGUAGUUUGGACUCAGUGGGUUGAUCCCUGUCCUACCUUGGGACAGGGAAUUGUGCUUUGUGGGUCAUUCCAGCCCUGCCACACUGUAACUAUUGCCUCUACCAAAUAUGUGUGAUUUUAUCAGUUGACCAUAUCCUGUUUGAAAUGGUUCCUCCAUCCUCUGUCCAGCAUCUUUACUCUCAGGGAAGAACAGGGGACCAGGUCACAGAAAUGGGAAUUCACAAGCUUGUCCACCUCUGGAACUGGCCUUAAAAGUUCCUCCAAUGUCUGACUUCCUUUUGUGCUUGUCCAUUUUCACAUCUGUGCCUCUGCAGAGAUCCAGCCUCCGACUGAGCUGACUGUAUGGUAUUCCCUUCCCAAAGACUCCUCCUGCAGAAAGCCAGGCUGAGUGGUGACAGAAAAAAAACAGGAAAAGGCUCCUCCUCCUCCUCCUCCUCCUCAUGUCGCAACUGGAGCCAGAUCACCGAUUCCCAUGGACUGAUUUUCAGAUCAAGCACACACUAUCCAGGCCUCAUGUGGAUCCUCUGGAGUAGAAUCAGCAUCUCAUUUGGCUGCCAUUGAUUCCAGAACUGUUUGGUGGUAGAAGAGCCCCUUGCAGGAAAGCAAUGCUGCUGCCAACUUCUGUGUUGCUCCUAAAGGAGCAGCCCUCAAAAACUGCACCCUGUAUAGCUCCACACCAAAUUCUGUGCUUGUGUAUAUGUCCGAUGUCAGGGAAACAGGCACUCAUUGUGCUCUGGAUUGCAACAGGAACCAUUUUAAACUUCAGGCUACAUUAUUCUAUCUAUUUUUAUUUAUUUAUUUAUCUAUUUAAUCUAUUUAUUUUAAUUCCAUUUUCUCCAUGUGCAAAGCCCCAGGGCAAUUUCCUGACUACAACGAGGCUUUACCGUGAAUUUGUGGUGCUUGUAUUGAAGUGAACAGCUACACAUGGUGAGAGAUGGCUUUCAUACAUAUGCUGCUUACUGUCCGAAGCUUCCACUUCAUUUCUCAUUCUCCCUUUGUGUCAUGAUUAGAAGCUAUGGGCUGAUAUCACACCAGGGGAGGGGGAGGAGAAAGAAAUCACAGCUAUCCUCCUCAGUGUAUGGAUCUCUUUCUUUCAUCUACACUUCUCCCUCACAUCAUCAUUUUUCUCCUCUUCCCCUUUGUUUUUCUGUUGGCUCUUGCUCUAUUUGAUGAUCUCCAUUUUCCGAGAUAUUGAUAGGAACAGGCACAUGUGGAAGUCACAUUUGAGACAGAAGUUGGGCAUUCUUCCCCUUGGAGAAGAUUGGAGAAAAGGAAGAGGAAAGCUGGCUUUGCAGCGUGCCUUAAACCAACACAUCUGAGGUGGGGAGGGGUAUUUCUCUCUGGAUAUUACAAAGGCUCAAUUAAUGUUGCAUUCCACUUCUCUGGGAUUUUAAGAACUUGUUAAAUACAUUAUGUAUUGCAAACAGAAAACUGUUUUCUUUGUUUAUGGGGUGGGGGGGGGAGUUGGGUUUAAGCCAGGGCAGUCCUUUCACGAGGCAAAAUGGGUCAUCUAGGGUGGCAGGUUAUUGAGAUGCCAGCAGGGCAGCAAGAUGCCUCCCUGCUGGCAUCAGAGCAGCUCUUUGGGACCAAUCUCAUCCUCAUACUCCUUCCAAAGCUUGCAAGAAACACAAGGAGAGAAAAGGAGUCUGCUGACAACCUUCCCUCCUCCUUGCCCCACUUUCCAGGGUUGCAGGGGUUGGUUUUGAAAGGGAGCUUCCCCCCCACCCCGCACCAGGAGAAUCAAGCAAGCCAAUAUUUGGCACCUCAAUUCAGGCACUGCAAUACCUUGGGGGCAACCCUGGGUUUAAAGCUCUGGCUGGUAGAGCCUCUGGUAAUAAACAUUUUAGACAGGAAAUGAGAGGUUGCUAUUUAAGUUCUUGAUGUAACAGAGACUGGCCAUACUAGAGAAGCUUCUAUGGCAUUUUUCUGGCUUACAUCUGAAAACCCUUUUGAUUCAUUCAGUUGUAGCACUCCAUAGCAUCACCAUUUGAUCUUUUGCAAUAGCCUCCUCCAGGGUCUGAUUCAAAUACACUACUAUGAUAUUCAGUGUACACAUAAGAAGAGAAGAGUGAUUUGUCAUUAAAAUUUGUUGGGUGUUUUUGUUUAGGUUUUUUUUUUUUAAAGGUAGAUGAACUCACAUACUGGGUAGGGGGAGUCUUUCAGUCCGGUUCCCUCUACCUAAAGGGAACCGAAAGGAAAACCUAAAGAAAAUGUGACAUUCACACAGCCACUUCCUUCUACUAGUCUCAGUAGCCAAGGCUGGAUACCUAGGGAAGGAUUGUAUAAUGUCAUGUAUGAAAUGUGUGCUUUAAAUGUUCAGAAACUGCAGCAUCUUUGUAACAGCAGUAGUUAAUCCAGAAAGAUGUUUGAAAGUAACAGCUGCACAUUUAUUUUGUAAAAACUCUGGUUUGUAAAGAGUACUUGCAUUCAAAAAGCCUUGUUUGAAGCAACAGAGAGCUGAUGUUCAAGUGGAUGUGAAUCCAAGGAGUUAAGAUUUCAGCUGCAAACGCCAAACAUGAGCUCCAUCCUUUUUGAUGCAGUGUUGACUCAUUACUUAUAUUUGGUGCUGAGGCAAUAUCUCUUUGGUUAUCUGCUCUUAAGAGUAGCUGACAUCCUGACUUAAUUUACUAGAGGAAGUCCUAUUGAAGUCCUGUUUAGUAGUCCUUUAGAAGAACUCCUGAAUACCAUUGAGUAAUUUAAUCAGGAUGUCAGCCAGUGAUCCAGUAUUAGACUUGCAUUCUUUUCAAAGAAAAUCAGGUUAUUCUAAACCACUAGACCCAAACUGCCCCCUACUCAAGUAUGGCUUUUGUGUAUAGUUCCAGCUCUGCCCCUUAAUUCUACUUCUAGAAUUAGGUGAGUAUCAAAUUUCCUCUGUUUUUGUAUCCUGUAUUGUUCAAAUUCAGCCAUAAUUGCACAAAGUCUCAGGGGAAGAAGAAAAGAUCAGUGAUAGCUGUUCUUGCGUCUGUUAUGGUUAUAGGUUUAUUUUUUGGCACUGAACAAUUGUUGAGGCUGAAAUUGCAUAAUUGUACUAUAAAGAAAUGCAACUAGAUGAAAGAUGGAAGUUCAAUCCAAAGAUGUUUUUCAGUGAAAACUAUUACAGACUUGUCCAUCUUUGGUGCAGUGUGCCUUUCAGAGCUGCAGCAUUACACCUAAAACAGUUUCAAUAUCUUGUCUAUCUGAUGCAUUCCAAAUUAGCUUUAAAAUGCUAUCACUGUUCUGUACCAGUCCAGUGGGCUUUGGAGCAAUGGCAUGCAGUCAGUUGGUAAAAGGCUGUAGUUGUUUACAAGAACCACAUACCUGCUUGUAGAAGGCAGUCUUCCAGUAAUGGAGGCAUGUGAUAUUUUGGAGUGCAGUGAUAUGAAAACAUUGUUCCUUAUCCAGGCUGCUCAUGCAGUUCUUUGUCUCUGUGAUGAAUAAGGAACUAGGAGUCAACUUCAGCAUUUUGCUUAAGUUUAAGUGAGCCCUGGAUAAUCUGAAGGGGGCUUGAUUGUGACACUAUCUUAGCUGUAAGCCAAAAAUACCGUCUAGUCCUGACUUGAAGCUUUCCUCUGAGUGGCUUCCAGGGGAGCAAGGUAUUUGGGACAGCUGGAGGGGAAAGAGAAUUCAGGUACCUCAUUCAAGAAGUCAGAGUCUAACAUCAAGUUCCUUUCCUUAGGACAACCUGUGAGUUGCCCCACCCCCUACAGUCUUUGGGCAGAUUCUGGAAAUUUGGGAACUGCAAAACAGGCUUCUCUGCCUCAAGACUAUUCUCUGGAUCUGCAAGGACAAUACAUUUAUUGACUCGUAUGACCUGAAAGGAUCUGUUAUAGAGAUUUUCUAUCCAGAUUCCCUCAUUCAGAUCUACUCCAGCCUCCCAAAUUCAUUGACCUUAUUUGCCUUUGCUGUUUUAGAGGUAGGUAGGGGCUUGUCUGUGUGCAUUUAUGCACACCACUUGCGGAACAGGGCUGAUCACGUCUGUUAUCCUUCAUCUUCAUAUACUGCUAACAAAGUAUGUUUAUAGAAUAUAAUUACAAUUUAUUAGUGCUGUUCAUGAUAAUAUUUUUGAUCUGUUGGGUUGUUUUUUUACAAAUUGUUGCAAAAAAACUUUAAAAUCCAAUUUGAUUUUAAAAUAAAAAGUUGAUUUUUUAAGCUUA
Hemicordylus capensis (graceful crag lizard) is the source of this 11322-nucleotide messenger RNA. RefSeq names its product family with sequence similarity 78 member B (gene FAM78B). NCBI's taxonomy places the organism in Eukaryota, Metazoa, Chordata, Lepidosauria, Squamata, Cordylidae. The coding region runs from base 442 to 1227 and encodes 261 amino acids. The transcript is spliced from 4 exons. The record is from RefSeq and is a predicted model, not a curated record.